GGCGGAGCGGGCGCGCAGGGCGCCGGGCCGCGGGUCGGGCCUGGCCUGGCCGCCCGCCAUGUGGGGCAGCGGCAGCCCCGGCGGAGGUGCAGCUGCAGCCGCCGUGGUGACUGUCGUCCUGAGCGGGACCCGGGACUGCUUCCUGCACUUGCCUCCCGAGCUGGCCGCGCAGCUGCGCCUGCAGCAGGGCCAAGCUGUGAAAGUGUCCUGUGGUCGUCAGCCUGCGUUUUUGAGCUGGAUAGAAAUGAGGCAUCGAGGUCACCAGGGUGAGAGCAUUGCAGAGCUCAACAGACAGUUAGCAGAGAAGCUUGGCAUUGCAGAUGGAGAACAGGUAUUUCUUGAGCCCUGUUCCCAUGUCUCCUCCUGUCAGCAAGUAGAAGUGGAACCACUCUCCACAGAUGACUGGGAAAUUCUGGAGCUGCAUGCAUCCUCCCUGGAGAAGCAUCUUCUGGACCAGAUCAGAGUGGUGUUCCCCAGGGCCAUCUUCCCUGUCUGGGUGGAGCAGCACACUCACCUCUACAUCCAGAUCGGUACACUUGUGCCAGCAGCCUCCUAUGGGAGGUUAGAGCCCUGCACGGAGCUGCUGAUCAUUCCCAAAGCGCGGCAGCUGGAGGAGAAGGUCACCAGCACACCUUCCACAGACACCGUGCUCAGGAGCUUCCUGAGCAGGAGCAUGGAGCACGAGGAGACGGUGAAGGACCCUUUUGCCAGCCAACCUUACCUAAAGCCAGCAGGCCUUGAGCAGAGUAAGGCUGAUGGGAACACGAGCUUGGGCUCAAAUGUUCUCCCAAACAUCUGGAGUUUCCUGGGCAGUGUUUUCUCUCAUCCAGCUGAGCAGAACCAAAGGGCUCCGUGCAACAGAGAAGCAGUGAGCAGCUUCAAAGCCAGGCUGAACCUAAUUCACAUGGAUUCCAUCUUCAGAGUGUGCCAGUGCCAGCCUCCCAGCGUGCAGAACACACCUGCCACCCAUGCUUUCCUGAGAUCCAGUGCCAUUCAUGUGUUCCCCUGGGACUUGGAGUUCACUGAUUUGGAUCCCACUCCUGUCGUUUCCUACGGCAGAAUCAAGGAGCUGCUGUCCCCGAGACAGCGUCACCAGGAAGCAAGGCAAGGGCAGCCACCUGAAAAGCAAACCCACCUGGCUGGCACAGAAGACAAAGCCCCCUCCAGCUCUGGCAGCAGUCGAGCCCCCAGUGAGGCACCUCCCGUGCAGAUGGUUUGGAAUGGGUUUGAAGACCUGAGGAGCUCCAUAGAGGGAGGCCAUGGCGGGGAGGCUCGGCACGUCGGCAGAGUCUGGAUUCCAGAUGGCCUGAGGAAGAAGCUGCACAUCGGAAUGCAUUCAACAGUUCAGAUUCAAUCCAUCGAAUCUGUUCCUCAGAUUCCUCUCUCCCUUAGCCUGCAGCCCAAGCAGAGCUUACAUCAAGAUGCAAGUGAAGAUGAUGUGAAAGCUGCUUUCAGUUCCUGGCUGCAGGCUGCCACUGCUGAUGAUCUGCCAUGGCUCAUGCCAAGCACUGACUGUAUCCAGCUGGCUGUUGGAGAAGGAGUGGAGGAGUUUGUCCUUAGUGUGGUGCUUCCUGCACACACUGAAGAAAACAAAGCUGAGGAUAUUUUUAUGCUGGGUCCCAGUUUGCUGCCAGAGACUAACAUGCAAGUUCUUUUACAGCCUCUAGCUAGAGAAGCUGAUGGUGACCACCAGCCCCCUGUAUGUGACACAGACAGCAGCCUUCCUUACCCCAAGCUGAGGGAUUUAGGAGGCGUGGAGAGGUUGGGAGCCUCCUGCUGGGAGCACCUGAGCCGCAGCCUGCUGGCCCGGCCGCUGUGGCAGAAGCUGGCUGCUGUCGCCGCGGGGCUGCGCAGCGGAGGGCUGCUGCUCACGGGAGCAAAGGGCAGUGGAAAGUCAACCCUGGCCAAGGCCAUCUGCAGAGAAGCAUUCCAGAGGCUGGAUGCUCACGUGGAGGUGAUCGACUGCAAAGCUCUCAGAGGGAAGAGAUUGGUAACCGUAAGGAAAACUCUGGAAGAAGCUUUCUUGGAGGCAGCCUGGAGGCAGCCAUCCCUCCUCCUGCUGGAUGAUCUGGAUCACAUUGUUGGAGCACCUUCUACAGCAGAGCAUGAGAGCAGCCCUGAGACCAUCCAGAGCAACAGACUUGCUUAUGUUCUGAAAGACCUGAUCAAGGAAGUCGCUGCCUUGGGCAGUCUGAUUGCGCUGAUGGCCACAAGCCAGUCGGAACAUUCCCUGCAUCCUUCCCUGGUGGCAGCUCAAGGAACUCAUCUAUUUCAGUGCUUCCAAUGCAUCCCACCUCCAGAUCAGAAGCAGAGAUGUGAAAUGCUGCUCUCCAUAACCCAGCACAAACUGAACUCAGAGCUGAAGCAGCAGCCCGAGCUGGACCUGCAGUGCAUUGCGAAGGCCACAGAAGGGUUUGUGGCCAGAGACCUGACCAUGCUGGUGGAUCGUGCACUUCAUGCCUGUGUCUCCAGCCAGGCUGCAGCCCACACUGCUGAACUGACUCUGUCAACUGUGGACUUUCAGAAAGCUCUGCAAGAUUUUACUCCGUUAGCUCUGAGAAAUGUCACCCUUCAUAAACCUAAAGAUGUUGGCUGGGACAGGAUUGGAGGCUUGAAAGAUGUGAGGCAAAUCCUCAUGGAUACCAUCAUGUUACCUGCAAAGUACCCAGAGCUCUUUGCAAAGCUGCCCAUCCGACAGAGGUCAGGAGUCCUGCUCUAUGGAGCCCCUGGAACAGGGAAAACUCUCUUGGCAGGAGCUGUUGCUGGGGAGAGUGGAAUGAAUUUCAUCAGCAUCAAGGGCCCAGAGCUGCUCAGCAAAUACAUUGGAGCAAGCGAGCAGGCAGUGAGAGACAUCUUCAGCAGAGCUCAGGCCGCUAAGCCUUGCAUCGUUUUCUUCGACGAGUUUGAUUCCAUCGCUCCCCGCCGCGGCCAUGACAACACAGGAGUCACUGACCGAGUGGUCAACCAGCUGCUGACACAGCUGGAUGGUGUGGAAGGCUUACAAGGGGUUUAUGUGCUGGCUGCUACCAGUCGCCCAGAUUUGAUCGACCCUGCUCUGUUACGGCCAGGCCGCCUGGAUAAGUGCCUCUACUGCCCACCCCCUGACCAGAACUCACGCUAUGAAAUCUUGAAAGCUCUCAGCCACUCCCUGUCGCUGGCUAACGAUGUGGACUUCCAGGAGCUGGCAGCAAAAACAGAGCACUUCACAGGGGCUGACCUAAAAGCUUUGUUGUACAACGCCCAGCUGGAGGCAAUCCAUACAAACCUAGGCUCGGGUUUAACACAGGACCUUGUUUCCACCUCUGACAGUGACUUCAGCCUCUCCUCCAUGGUUUUCCUAAACCACAGCAGUGGCUCAGAGGACUCAGCACUGGAUGGAGAAGCAGGACUAGAGCAGUCUCUUGUUUCUUUAGACAUGUCUGACUUGCUGCCUGAGGAUCCAAGGUCCAACAUGUACCGGAUUUAUUUUGGAAGCUCUUACGAAUCGGAGCUGGGAAAUGGAACUCCUUCAGAACUGAGCUCUUUGUGUUUGUCUGGACCAAACUCCAUCACUCACGAUUUUACCAGCGUGGCACAGAGAGAUGUGGCCACCUCAUCCCAACCUGCAGUGCUCAGAGCAGCUUCUCAGGAGGACUCCCUGGAGAAUCAUCAGGAGCAGCAAGCAGAGCCCCUGAGGACAGAAAUCAGCAGCACCAAAGCCAGCUGCAGGAGCAGGAGUGGGGAGGACAGCACCCUGAACCAGUCAGUGCUGGCCAAGAACACCUUUGUCAUUAGCCAGUCACAUCUGCUGACUGCACUGGAGGGCACCAGACCAUCCCUCAGCCAGCAGGACUGGAAGAACUUUACUGACCUGUAUGAGAACUUUCAGAAUCCCAGGAAGAGGAAAGGCCAAGCUGGCUCCACCUUCAGACCAGGACAAAAAAUCACUCUAGCAUAGUCACCUCUGUUUGCUUCCAAUUGCUGCUCUGAAACUGGAAAGGACCAAUGUGAUGAAAUCAGUUACUGAUGCCUGCAGCAGCUGAGGCUGUUUCUUUUGACCCUCCCCACUGUCCACUGCUGUCACAUUUCAUUUGGCAGACAGUGAUCUCCCUCCAGGUGGCUAUUAAAGUUUUGAGAGAACACUG
This is a messenger RNA of Pogoniulus pusillus (Red-fronted tinkerbird), 4124 nucleotides long. RefSeq names its product peroxisomal biogenesis factor 1 (gene PEX1). The record is from RefSeq and is a predicted model, not a curated record. The transcript is spliced from 24 exons. The coding region runs from base 59 to 3937 and encodes 1292 amino acids. Gene Ontology annotation, biological process: protein import into peroxisome matrix. NCBI's taxonomy places the organism in Eukaryota, Metazoa, Chordata, Aves, Piciformes, Lybiidae. Gene Ontology annotation, molecular function: ATP binding; ATP hydrolysis activity. Gene Ontology annotation, cellular component: cytosol; peroxisomal membrane; peroxisome.